AAAGUUAGGUUGAGAAAAUCAUUUUGCAAAGGGCAUGGAAAACAAAAAUGUCCGCCAGGACUAGAGGAUCCUUUUGAGGAAAACCCAUAAAUUGCGACAAAAUAAUAAAUAUUCUGCUUACCAUUUUAUCGAGAAGUUAAUCAGGAACUUUUUAUCUUACACACUUCACUUAAAAUCUUACUGAAAAGCAUAAUUUUUAAUUUUUUUUUUAUUAGAAAAAAUCCACUAACGUGAUUUUUUUAUUCUCACACUGCGUGGGCUACUGUGUGAUCGUUGUAAAUAAUUACGAAGUCAGUCGCAGAUGGCUUUGAAUUAAUUCCGCUACGUGGCAGUAGUAUCGGCGAAAACAAAAAAGUCUCAUGUCGGUGUGACUUUGGGGGAGGAUUUUUUUUGUGAAUUUUUAGCAAUUUAGGCUCAAACAAGGAGGAAAAACCUUGCAAAAAGUAUGACAAAGUAUUUAGAGACAAUUUUCUAUUUAGUACUUACGGCCAUUGUGUGUAAUAUUGGCGUAACAGAGGGUGCCCGGGCUCAGUAUGUGACAUGUGGAUCCGUUCUCAAGCUCCUCAAUGUGGCCUACAAUAUGCGCCUGCAUUCCCAUGAUGUGAAAUAUGGCACUGGAUCGGGACAGCAAUCAGUGACAGCCACGGAGAUUCAGGAAGAUGUAAACAGUCAUUGGGUAAUCAAGGCUAAGACUGGCAGACAGUGUGAACGAGGAGAGCCAGUAUCUUGUGGGGAUAUCAUCCGAUUGCAGCAUGUAACAACUAAGAAAAAUCUCCAUUCGCAUCACUUCCAGAGCCCACUGAGCGGGAACCAGGAAGUCUCAGCUUAUGGGGAUGAUCAAGGCGAAGGAGAUACAGGUGAUCAUUGGGAGGUGAUUUGUUCUGGGGAAUUCUGGCGAAGGGAUUCCUCAGUGAAGCUGAAACACGUGGAUACCGAUUCGUAUCUUGCUGUUUCCGGUCGUACUUUUGGCCGACCUAUCAAUGGCCAAAUGGAAGUGAUGGCCAUGUCGCAGCCUCGAAGAGAAGGCGAGUGGAAGGCAGCAGAAGGGAUUUUCCUCCAUGCCAAUGAGGUCAAAUCCCAUUCUCAUGCCCACACUGAAUUGUAGAUUGUCCCAAAAAAAAAAAACAGAAAUUGUAUGAAUGAAUGCGAGUUUAUUAAAUUAAUCGAAGAUUACAAAA
Molecule: messenger RNA, 1178 nt
Organism: Phlebotomus papatasi
Lineage: Eukaryota; Metazoa; Arthropoda; Insecta; Diptera; Psychodidae
Product: stromal cell-derived factor 2
Exons: 3
Coding region: 446-1105 (219 amino acids)
Source: RefSeq, a predicted model, not a curated record